This is a messenger RNA of Brugia malayi, 102 nucleotides long. RefSeq lists its product as uncharacterized. The transcript has 2 exons. The coding region runs from base 1 to 102 and encodes 33 amino acids. The record is from RefSeq and is a predicted model, not a curated record. NCBI's taxonomy places the organism in Eukaryota, Metazoa, Nematoda, Chromadorea, Rhabditida, Onchocercidae.
AUGCAAACCUCUCUCGAUCUUAAAAUGGAUAGUCUUAUUCAGAACGUUCGAUCAAGAACUGCCGACAAUUUUAAGGUAUUCGAAAAUGUGUUAAUGGUAUAG